Molecule: messenger RNA, 5073 nt
Organism: Linum tenue
Lineage: Eukaryota; Viridiplantae; Streptophyta; Magnoliopsida; Malpighiales; Linaceae
Source: the annotation of a GenBank genome assembly
CAUCAAUUCAAUUGAGAAAAAGGCGCUACACGAUCCAACAUUCUAACCUCCCUUCUCCUUCAAAUUAAAACUAUAAAACGCGCUCACAUGGUGGAUCCCUUCCCUUCAUCCCUUCUUCAGAGUUCUCUCAUUACCCUAUCUUCCGCAUUCCCCUCUUCAGGAAAAAUCCCCUUCUUCUUCGCCUUCCUUUCCCAUUUUCUUAUUCAGUAUAUCGAAGUUCGAGCUAAAAGAGGGAAAUAGUAAUGAAUUCCCAGUCGAACUUGCCAAACUACUGCUUGCAUUUAUAGCCUGCCCUAUUAUUUAUUUCAACGGAGAGGCCACCACUGCCGUUCUUACCAGACACAAAGAAACAGAGUCAGAGAAAGCUUAAUCGUAAACAUUCAGAGAGGAAAGGGAUUUGGGGGUUUUUGUUUCAGUAUGUUGAGGCCUCUGUUGCUAGUGCUUCUCUGUUCUUCUACGAUUUGGGUUUCUUCAGUCACAGCUGCUGUUACUUAUGACAGUAAAGCCAUCGUCGUCAAUGGAAAGAGAAGGAUUCUCCUCUCUGGCUCAAUUCACUACCCCAGAAGCACUCCCGAGAUGUGGCCUGAUCUCAUACAGAAGGCGAAGGAUGGAGGAUUGGAUGUGAUUCAGACUUACGUCUUCUGGAAUGGGCACGAGCCUUCCCCUGGACAGUAUUACUUCGAGGACAGAUACGACCUUGUGAAGUUCGUGAAGCUGGUUCAACAAGCGGGUCUCUACGUUAAUCUCCGGAUUGGCCCUUACGUUUGUGCUGAAUGGAAUUUCGGAGGAUUCCCUGUUUGGCUCAAGUAUGUGCCGGGAAUCUCCUUCAGAACUGACAAUGGACCCUUCAAGGCGGCAAUGCAAAAGUUCACAGAGAAGAUCGUCAACAUGAUGAAGCAAGAAAAGCUCUUUGAACCGCAGGGAGGCCCAAUUAUUCUCUCCCAGAUUGAGAACGAGUUGGACCCGGUGGAGUACGAUAUCGGCGCGCCGGCGAAAGCCUACGGACAAUGGGCAGGUAAAAUGGCGGUGGCGCUCAAUACAGGAGUCCCAUGGAUUAUGUGCAAGCAAGAGGAUGCUCCUGACCCUGUGAUAAACACCUGCAAUGCAUUUUACUGUGAGAACUUCAGGCCAAACAAGUCAUACAAGCCUAAGAUGUGGACUGAAGCCUGGUCGGGUUGGUUCACAGCUUUUGGAAGCCCAGUCCCAUACAGACCAGCAGAAGAUCUUGCAUUUGGUAUUGCGAGGUUCAUUCAGAAUGGUGGCUCUUAUGCCAAUUACUACAUGUACCAUGGAGGGACAAACUUUGGUAGAACAGCAGGUGGACCCUUUGUGGCCACAAGCUAUGACUAUGACGCCCCUCUUGAUGAAUAUGGUUUGACAAAUGAGCCCAAAUACUCACACCUGAAACAAAUGCAUAAAGCAAUCAAGCAAUCUGAAACUGCUCUGGUUUCUGCUGACGCCACUGUUAGAUCACUCGGUAAAAAUCAAGAGGCUCAUGUAUACAGCUCAAAGUGGGGUUGUGCCGCAUUCCUGGCAAACUAUGAUGUGAAUUACGCAGUCAAGGUCAAGUUUGGAAAUGGUCAGUAUGAUCUCCCAGCUUGGUCAAUUAGCAUACUGCCUGAUUGCAAGACUGAAGUUUACAACACUGCAAAGGUUUCAGCUCCAAGAGUGCACAGGAAGAUGACGUCUGUGGGUGGAUUUACAUGGAACUCAUACAUCGAUGAGGUUACUUCUGGUUUCGCCAGUGAUACAACCACACUGAAUGGAUUGUGGGAGCAACUUUACGUGACCAAAGAUUCUUCGGAUUACCUUUGGUACAUGACAGAUAUCAAGAUAGGAAGCAACGAGGCAUUCCUGAAGAAUGGAAAUGACCCUGUUCUCACGGUCCAAUCAGCUGGCCAUUUUGUCAAUGUUUUUGUCAAUGGUAAACUCAUAGGAAGCGCUUAUGGCAAUAAAGACGAUCCUAAGUUGACUUUCAGUCAGAGUGUGAAGCUAAACAUUGGUGUUAACAAGAUCGCGUUGCUGAGUGCUUCAGUUGGUCUUGCGAAUGUUGGCGCACACUUUGAGAACUACAACGUUGGGGUUCUUGGUCCAGUCACACUGAAGGGAUUGAAUCAGGGUACAGUUGACAUGACAAAAUGGAAAUGGUCUUACAAGGUUGGUGUGCAAGGUGAGAAAUUGCAGUUGAACACCAUCACUGGAAGUUCAUCUGUGGAAUGGUCGGAUUCAAAGAUGUUAGCUAAAAAACAGCCACUGUCAUGGUACAAGGUAAAGUAACUUCCUGAAUAACCCCCACAUGAUACUGUGUUGGAUCUUUUGCUGAGAUUUGUAUGUGAUGAAAUUUUGGCAGACAACUUUCAAUACACCGGAAGGGAACGAGCCAUUAGCGCUAGACAUGAUCAGCAUGGGGAAAGGCCAGGUAUGGAUCAAUGGGCAGAGCAUAGGACGAUACUGGCCUGCAUAUAAAGCAGAAGGCAACUGCGGCACCUGCUAUUACGGUGGUUACUUCUCUGAGAAAAAAUGUCUCUCCAAUUGUGGACAGCCUUCACAAAGAUGGUACCAUGUUCCGCGUUCAUGGCUGAAAGCAGGCGGUAACUUGAUGGUUGUGUUUGAAGAAUGGGGAGGAGAUCCGACAGGGAUUUCUAUGGUGAAGAGAGGCUGAACUGAAGAUAAGUAUGAAGCAUAAGCUGCACUCACAGUUAUGGUUAGUGGCCGAAGGCCUCAAGGAGCCAAAAUUGUGCGGUGCUGGGAUAUUGUACAGGAAAUACCUGCAUGAUUUUCUUUACACCAUAAGGUAGUUAGGAUGAUCUGCUGUGAUUGAUAUUAUAUUAGUCCUCUGAAAAGCUAUUCAUUUCAAGCAAGCAUUUAGGUUGCCUGGGUUUCAUUUCAGUCUUCUUUUGAAAUCUCUCCAAGCUUGUAAAGGGAAUUUACCCAUUCCGCUACUCCUUCAUAUGAAUAAAAAUUAAUGAAGUUAAUAAACACCAGCUUCUAUGUUCAAUUAUCUCUCCUACUGUACAUACUGAGACGGCUGCGCGAUCCAGAAAAAGAUGGUUUCCAAAAGACUUCACAAUAUGUGCUUCAAGUAGAAGAAAAUUUAGACUUGAGGACAUGUAUGGCAUUCUCCAGUUCUGCCUCAAUAAGUGCUACUUCUUGACCUUGGGUUCUCCACUUCUCCAGUCUGCUAACAAGAUCCAACAGCGUUUGAACUCCAGCAACUUCGCUGGCGUCAGGCUGGGUUAAUCUCUGCACACACUUUAUCAAGUAUCUCGCAGUUCUUGAUUUCACCUUGCAAAUAUAACUGUCUGCAAUACAUACAGUCUCAAACAGUGAUUCAGACAUCCUGUCAACAAUAUCAGUCAAGUUGAAGACGAGACUCGCCCCAGCAAUAGCAUCCUUCAUAGCGAACCCUUCAUUCCGUCGAACUGAAUGUAACAUGGUACCAGUGGCUGCAUAGUGUAAGAGAAACUCACAUCCACUUUCAUUUAUGUCACUUGAACACCAGCCAGUAAAGAUGCCUAAUGGUAUCCACCUGAAAAACAUGCUGACUUGUGGGUCAAAAUCACAUUCAUAGGCUGUAUUCUGGUACUCCUGGAGCCAAAGGCUGAUUGCUUGACAACCAUGCUGAUUCCCAAAAGUGAACCCCUCCUUGCUUAUGUCAUCGACUUUGGGUUUCUUAAGUCUCCUCUUUAACCCGAGUGUACGUGUCUCCUGCACACUGGAGACAACUUGUUUCGAAGUCCAAUGCCGUGCUAACUUGAUUAGAUUACCAGAGAGUAGAUCUUGACGAGUUUUAUCAAAAGGGUUCAAAAUCCAUGCAAGGUAUCUAACAGCUGCAUUUUCGCCUACUGUUCCUUCUAAAUAUAACACCUCUUUGAAACUUUUGUCAGCAAAUACUAGAACAGAGGCAAAAUAGAACCAACUUGGGAAGCUAAUAGCCAGGGACCUGCAGAGAUUUGUGAUCUAAAAAUGCAACUUUAGCUGCAGAUGGGUUGAUUGAUGGACCUGGCUGUUUGAAGUCAAUGAUCCAGUUAACUAUUUGCAGGAGACCUUCACUAGAGAUUGGUCCGGCUAAAGACCUAAGCCAAACAUUGUUGUAAGGAUAAUAUGCACUCGAAAAUGGAAGCUUUGAUCCCAAUUCCAUUGAUAUGCCCCACCUUGUUGGUAUGGAUAUUACGUCCAAGACUACCGAAACUAAAUCAAUCAGAAGUUGCAGUAUAGAUCUCAGGCCCGUAAGCAGGAACCAAUCAUGCAAUAAAGCUCUGGUAGCAGUGAACAUAGCAGGAGAAAGUACCAAGCAUAUAAGAAUAGAGUGCCAAUCCUUCCUUUCAUGAAGUUCCUUGGGUAAAGAAAGGAAAGGCCUAUUCAUAGUUUCUUGCAACAUCUCCGAAAUAUCACGCUUUAAGAUCAGUGGAUCAAGAAACCAGAGCAACAACCUUAGUGGUACUUUAUCCUUCACAGAAGACAAUUCUACAGGCAAGUGUGAGACUAGCUUCGAGGCAGCAAUGCUUCUUCUGGCACUCAAGUCAGCAUCCAAAACCACCAUUGAUGGGUCCAAAUAUCUACAGCUUGGUGCGGACACAGCAGCUCUAAGGAGAGCAUGUAAUAGCAAACGAGAAGGCACACCGCGCUCCUCCAAGUCUGACAGGGUAUCACCACCAACGACAUCAAUCAGAUCAAAGCAAUCACGACGAGAAAUCGAGCUCCCUACACGAAGAACAUCUUCUUUCCCUAGCCGAAAGACCUUACAGCCUACCGACGAAGACAACACGCUGGCAAUCGUCUUCACAGUAUACUCGAGAACAGAAUCGAACACCUACGGUGCCUUGAAGCACAUAAGUGACAGAGCGGUGUCCAAAACCCUAGACGUUGAAGCGCCGUCGUCGUCGUGGAGGUUGAGGGACUGAGUGAGCUUCGCAAUAGACAAGUCAAGAGAAGAACUUUGUUCACAUUCCUCAGUCGGCGGCUGGGCUUUCAGCUGCAGGGCCAACCCGGAGAUGAGUUGGGUAAUUUCUUCUAACGUCGCCAUCGCUGGUCGGAUAAUCCCGCCGGAGAGGAGAGCAGGAGUUGGCAGUG